GAUUGGUCAGCAUCCCCACCCUCCUGAAUCUCAACAGGCUGAAUCACAUGCAUUUUGAAAUUAUCAUGAUCAUGACUCUACUGACGAAUAUUACUGUUCCUAUUCUCUAUAUAUCGUUCAAGGCAGAAAUGGAAUGGAUGGGAUUACGACGUCGGGUUAUGAGAACACAUAUGCUGACGGUUGUUGAGGCCACAUGAUACCUAAAGCAAGCGGCACAGUUGCCUAAAAGUAUGACGAGAGGAGCGUGUAUAAAUAUAUAAACACUGAAAGUAUCAGCGCGAGAGUAAUCAAGCUCUUCUCUGUUACAGGAUUUUCAACAUGGCUUCUUCGAGUAGCCGUACAUUUUCACGUUCGGUCGUGCUGCUUUUUAUGUUUCUGUUGCUGAUAGCACAAACGAUGGCUCGUGAGAAUUUCGAUGCACGAGACGCCUUGAUAGCACUUGAAGAAGAAUGGGAAAACUUUGGAGAACCGGAUAUGGGUCUGUCAGACAGCAGCUACAUGUCUUCACCAAAACCUUUCAAGCCACAACCGCCAGAGAGCUACCGAGACUUUCAAAUCGAAUUGUCCGUACCGGAAGACACACGGUUUUUCGAUAGUUUACUUCAGUUCUUCAAUCAACCCUCAUCCACUGAAUACAGAAAAGCAGUCCAAACAUUCGAAAUUACAGGAUGGAGUGACGAAUACACCGAAAGCGUGAUCUGGCCCGGCAUUACAAAUCUGCUUUUAAAUCUUCCUAAUCUCUCAGUCCUGGAUUGGAAAAUUUCUCAACCUAUCCCCCCCGAGAUGCUUUCCAAUCUCAGCGUAACGAAUCCAGGUAUCCGCAUUCACUUACACAAACUUCCCCGCAUGAGAUAUUCCAAUCUAUGGUAUUAUACAGAGGUCUCGGAGAACUCCACCGCUGUGGCAAAUCGUCUGCAGGAAGAUGCACGUUCGAUCAUUGGCUCUCCAUUAUUAUAUUCCAUCAAUGUCGACAUCGAAAAUUCCUACCCGACAGAUCCGGCUUCGAUGCGGAUUCUUUUCGAGAUCCUGCGCUCUAAUCCGCCGAAUUUGCGGGAAUUACAGUUGAGAUUGUCGCACUUUGGAUGCGUGGUUGAUAAUGAGAUUGAGGCCUUUCCAUUUCUUUCGAGCGAGUUUAAUACAGAUAGGGAAAAUAUGACAUCGAUCCAAUUUCCCCCGCUGGAAAAGUUGGUCGUGGAAGGAUAUGACUUUGAGGAAUCGCCUGAUGGAGGAAGUGGAUGGUACAGGAAUAUCGAAACGCCCAAAGUUGAUUGGCGGACACUUCUCAAGUUUCCUUGGAAUAAACUCCCAAUGUGGCUCAUUGACCAGAUUGGAAAAUAUCGUUUGAGUAGCGUGAAUGCGAUUCGUUACAUACCUAUUGAACGACUUCCAUCCUUUGAUGGGGUGUCGAAUUUGGAUGUUUGGUUAAAAGUCAUGGAUUGGUCUAAAUUGAAGACUCUUCAUAUAAUAAAACCUAGUCCAGUUGCGGUGCAGAAAUUGGGGAUUGCAGGUGUAUUGACUGGAUUGAAAGAGCUGAAAAUCCAUGGAAUGAGAAAUCCAUGGAAAUACGACGUAAAAUCGGAAUGGGAAACAGUAGUGGAUUUUUUGGACGAUAUCACGAGCAACGGAACAAGUCUCACAUCUCUUUCGAUCCGUGAAACUUCGUUCCCGAGAAUGAUUACCUGCAACGAUUCGACAACAGAAUAUAAAGCUACAGAGAAAUUACUGGAUGCCUUAUUAAGACAUACGAAUCUCACAAAACUUCACAUGUACGACGGGAUACCAUUUUUCUCUUGGGGAUCAGACUCACAAUUACCGAAGCAGAUCUCCACAUUGGUUUCUGUUCUUAAUUCAUCGUCAAUUGAAGAUCUCGCAAUUGAUAUACCAUCACUCCCCGGCUCCAAUUACUCAAAGUCCGAGAAUGGUAAUUGGAAGACUGAUGGAAUUGAUCCGAAAAUCUCACAUGAAGAGAUAUAUAAAGCUUUCACGCCUCUUGCUCGACAGCCUCAGUUGAAGAGCGUGGAAUUCCAUGUUCCAGCACCUGAAUGCUGGUGGCAUCAAGUGAAACGCGUUAAUCGACAAGGGAUGUACACAAGAUCAGGAGAAGUAGAGAUAAUUGAAGUAGAUGAUCGUAAGUUCCAGGAUCAAGCGGAUAUGUUGGAAGUGGAAAGAUGUGAGAGGGAAGAAGAAGAGUUGGGGAAGAGGACGAGGAGAUUGUUUGAGUGGAUGAAUGGGGAAAGGGAAAAGAUCGGAGAAAAUGUGAUUGAAAGGUUGAGGGUUGUGGCGGGGAUCGAGUUCCUUUGGGGAAAGGAGGGGGUGGGGGUGGAGAUGUUGGGAAGGACGUCGUUCGGUUGGCGAUGGAGGGGGGAGAGUGGGGUUUGGAGUUGUUGGACCGGGGAGGAAGAAGAAGCGACAAAGUGUGAGGGGGGGAGGAGAUGGCGAGAAGAUGAUAUUUGGGGGUGAUAAGCGUGUGUUAGAAUUACUUUAAUUUUACAUACGAAUAGUGAGGAGUAGGAAUCAUGAAAGAGGAAUUUGAGAUUGCAUGAACAAGCCGAUUUAGUUUUGAUUGCCAUCCCAAUUUGAUUUCGGAAACGCACGCAACUACUAGACCGGUAUACUCAGAGAGUUUGCCGAUUGUUUUUACGAGAUAUGGAUAUAGAUGAGAUCGGUGAGGAUGAUUAUAACCACCCAUUAAUUGAGAACACACUUGGGUCAAAUGAUCUCUUGCUCUGCAAAGAAACGUUUGACCUGUUCUCUAUAUCCUGUGCCUUGAUUCUUGCGCCUCGGCCUAAUCGAUACAAUCAUACUUCCAGACGAUCACUCGAAGCGUAUCUAGACGAAUCAAAAAGAAUUGAAUAAGCAAUAUUGACAGGAUGAGGUUUACA
This is a messenger RNA of Botrytis cinerea B05.10, 2882 nucleotides long. RefSeq lists its product as hypothetical. The record is from RefSeq and is a predicted model, not a curated record. NCBI's taxonomy places the organism in Eukaryota, Fungi, Ascomycota, Leotiomycetes, Helotiales, Sclerotiniaceae. The coding region runs from base 319 to 2460 and encodes 713 amino acids. The transcript has a single exon.